Messenger RNA from Babesia microti strain RI, 2373 nucleotides. RefSeq lists its product as hypothetical. NCBI's taxonomy places the organism in Eukaryota, Apicomplexa, Aconoidasida, Piroplasmida, Babesiidae. The coding region runs from base 1 to 2373 and encodes 790 amino acids. The record is from RefSeq and is a predicted model, not a curated record. The transcript has 4 exons.
AUGCAUAACUCCAAUAUUUUUCGUAUCGGAAUCCUAUAUACGCUGGGCCUAAUAAUCAUAAAUGGGCCAAUAAUUGUCUCGGCCAAUACACCCCAAAAAGUGAAUGAACAAAAAAAUGACUAUUUCUAUGUGGACGGAGUAAAGUAUCGCAACCCUUCAAACGAGCACCCUGCAUGUAGAGGCAAUGUUGAUCUGGUGAUCAUUGUAAAAUGGCCUGGUGGGCUUGAUAAAUAUAGUUGGAGCGAAAAAAUCGCAGAGUAUUUACCAAAGUUUGUUUCUCAGCUGGAAAUUAGUGAGAAUAGGUUUAGAGUGGGUCUGAUAAUGUCUCAUACCUAUGAUAAAGAUUUCCUUGUGGAUCUGAACGGAGAGCAUUCUCUUGAUAAGACCAAGUUGUUGGAGGAAGUUGAAAAGAGUGUGAAUGUUUCAAAUUUUGUGAUUGGUACAAAGUUGGAAAAAAUGUUGAAUGUGGCUUAUUUAAUGUUUAAAAAGUCCAAACGUUUAAAUACCGUCAAAAUGAUCUACCUCAUAUCAGAUGGUAUGUAUAUUUCUGAUGAGGAAGUUGAAAAGGUUCUCAACAAAGUUCGCGCUUAUCCAAUACAAGUCUACGUCCAAGGCAUUGGUGAAACUUCCAAGCUUUGGCUAAAACCUCAUAUGGGUUGUACACUCGACAAUUCCUAUCCCUGUCCAAAUUUCAUGUACUCUAAGAUAGAUGAACCACUGGAACCUAAAGAUGCUUACACUAGAAUGUGUUUGGGUAUGCCACAAAAUGCCGUGUGUUUUAUCCAAUAUGGCGAAUUUAAUUCUUGCAAAUUGCCAUGCUCUCCAUAUUCAGUAAAAUCUGCCUUAGCCACUUCUUACACUACGUUAAGAGGGCCUACUUUUGGUUAUGUGGGAUUUAAACCAGGCGUUGAUUGUAAAAUGCAAGCUCAUUUUAAGGAUAUGAAAUUCAAAAAAUGCACGCUAAAAGAUUGUAUGACUGAUGAAGAAUACGCUGAAUAUUUGAAUAAUAAGAAGAAAAAUAAUCGGAUAGACAUAAAAAAUGCAGUUACGCCUAUAAUGGAUAAAGAUAAAGGGUCAAAAUCCACAAUUGAUGAAAAAUCCCCCACAGGUGAAGAAACUGAUACAUCUGACAAAUCGCAAACCGAAACUGGUGAAACUGUUGAAGAAAUUGAUGAAACUAUAACUGAUGGGACUGAAGAAACUGAUACAUCUGACAAAUCGCAAACCGAAACUGGUGAAACUGUUGAAGAAAUUGAUGAAACUAUAACUGAUGGGACUGAAGAAACUGAUACAUCUGACAAAUCGCAAACCGAAACUGGUGAAACUGUUGAAGAAAUUGAUGAAACUAUAACUGAUGGGACUGAAGAAACUGAUACAUCUGACAAAUCGCAAGCCGAAACUGGUAAAACUGUUGAAACUACAACAAAUAAUACAUCAGAUACAAUUAAUACAUCUGGUGGAACUGACAAAUCGCAAGCCGAAACUGGUAAAACUGUUGAAACUACAACAAAUAAUACAUCAGAUACAAUUAAUACAUCUGGUGGAACUGACAAAUCGCAAACCGAAACUGGUAAAACUGUUGAAACUACAACAAAUAAUACAUCAGAUACAAUUAAUACAUCUGGUGGAACUGACAAAUCGCAAGCCGAAACUGGUAAAACUGUUGAAACUACAACAAAUAAUACAUCAGAUACAAUUAAUACAUCUGGUGGAACUGAUAAAAUUGGCCCAAAUCAUCCAAUAAAUAAUAAUACUUUCAAGACUCCUAUCCACAAAGUAGAUCACAAGAGCCCAGAAAAUGUUGAGGAAUCUAAAGAAAAACAUGAGGCCAAUAAGCAUGCGGACUCUACCAAAGACACUAAUGGUGAAAACAAGGGUAAUGAAAGUAAAAACAAAUUUUUAAGCACAGCAAACAAAGUCAAGAACGCCUUGUUCUACACAGCAAAUACCAGAAAGUUAGUCUCCGAUAAGCCUGAGACGAUUGAAUCAAAUGUUUCGGUGAAAUCUACCAAUCACUCAAACAAAAAUGUUGCUGGGGAUAACAACUCAAAUCCAAAACAUAAUAACGCGGAUGAGGUAAUCAAAAUAAACAAUGGACACAGUGAAGCGCAUACAGACGAUUUUGAGUCGUCAAAUGACGUUCACACAAUGUCUAUCGGCAAUCAAAAUGUCAAGAUUGCCGGUGGUGUUGUUGGUGGUGUUGUGAUAUUUGGAUUGGUUGCUUUGGCCUUCGCUAAUAAGAGAAAACAAUCUACUGGAUAUGGAUAUACUGGAUUGGUAUACGGGGAUGAAGACGAUGAAAUCAAAUACGAUGAGAAUCCCGAGGAAUUCACCGUAACUGGCAUAGAUGAUGCUCUUUGGGGUGAAAAAUGA